Neoarius graeffei (lesser salmon catfish) is the source of this 1173-nucleotide messenger RNA. RefSeq names its product cAMP-regulated phosphoprotein 19a (gene arpp19a). Bases 120 to 467 code for a protein of 115 amino acids. The record is from RefSeq and is a predicted model, not a curated record. Lineage: Eukaryota; Metazoa; Chordata; Actinopteri; Siluriformes; Ariidae. Gene Ontology annotation, molecular function: protein phosphatase inhibitor activity. The transcript is spliced from 3 exons. Gene Ontology annotation, cellular component: cytoplasm.
AGAAUCGGAUCUUUUUUGAAUCUCGUUCUGAUUCAUCUAAAAGUAACGUUCGCCCAUGUCACUGCACUGUGGCGCUGUUUGGAUUUGUGUUGUAAUUAAAUAAAAAUAAAAACACCAUCAUGUCAGAAGAAAUCGAAGAAUUAAAAACUGUUGAGACGACAGAGGAGCAAAAGGAAGUAGAGAGUGAGGUGAUUUGUCCAGAGAGAGUGGAAGAAGCCAAACUGAAGGCCAGAUAUCCGAACCUGCCGGCCAAAGCGGGAGGCUCCGACCUGCUCCGGAAACGACUGCAGAAAGGGCAAAAGUACUUCGACUCGGGCGACUACAACAUGGCGAAGGCGAAGAUCAAGAACAAGCAGCUCCCCUCGGCGCAGCCGGAGAAGGCGGAAAUCACCGGCGAUCACAUUCCCACUCCUCAGGAUCUGCCGCAGAGGAAAACCUCGCUGGUGGCCAGCAAGCUGGCGGGCUGAUCAUCUCCUCCACUUCUCCACCAACAGCUCGCUCUCCUCCCUCAUGUUUCCCUCACUAACACACCACCCCUUGGGUUUUUUUUUUUUUCUUUUCUGUUCAUCUUUUACACUCACUUUUUACCUCCGAUGUAUAAUAUACACUGAAAAUAGAGGCGUCCAGGUGCCAGCGUUGGAUUAUGGGUAGUGAGGGAUGUAUUAAAAAAAGUGUAUGAAGAUUUCUAUAUGUGCUGUAGGAGUAGUAAACAGAACGUGUACAUAUUUGCUUGUGAGGAACAAGGCAGCAAGUUUUUAGAAAGGUUUUAUGUUCUAAUCGCGCCAUUCCUGAAGAUUACGCAUUCCCGCAGUAGUGCGCUUGAAUGAUUCACGAUUGAAUAUGACCUCUAAUAACGAUAAUGUUCUUGAGCUGUUUCCCUGUUAACGUUUGAGCUUUACGCACCUGAUCGGACCACACUGCUGACGCUAGUCACGUUAGACGCACGUGGCUGCCGUUGACUCGUUGCCUCUGACCCAAAAGAAAGGCUUUAAUCAUGUAAGCAGCAAUCGUGAACCUGAAGGCUAACGUGAUGCUAACUUUCGCUCCAUGAGCUUCUCACUGAGGGUCUUCUCGUCAGGGUUUUGAAAUGAAACACUACAACAUCUGGGCAUGUGUGUGUCCACUGCAGUCACUUAUGUGCCAUUCGAUUUGUAAAUAAAAUAGUUUUGCAAA